Molecule: messenger RNA, 1229 nt
Organism: Suillus paluster
Lineage: Eukaryota; Fungi; Basidiomycota; Agaricomycetes; Boletales; Suillaceae
Exons: 3
Coding region: 1-897 (298 amino acids)
Biological process (GO): DNA recombination; DNA integration
Molecular function (GO): DNA binding
Source: RefSeq, a predicted model, not a curated record
AUGGCAGAUGUUUUGCAACUUUUUGAUGUCAUGUUGGUGUCCGUUGAGUCGAAAACACACAAGAAUUAUGGAGCUGGGCUCCUUCGCUUUCACCAAUUCUGCGACUCACGGCUCAUCCCCGAAAACUCCCGUAUGCCAGCAUCCAACCACCUUCUUGCAGCUUUUGUCGCUUCUUGGGCUGGUAAAGUCACCACCACCACAGCUCAGAACUGGCUCACAGGCCUGCACUUCUGGCACAACUUGCAUGGUGCACCCUGGUUCGGCCACGCUCUAGUGCAUUCGGCCACAGCAGGCCUGGCCAAGGUCGUACCCCCGUUUUUGCUGUGGCGUGCAUUGCAUUCUGGUGUUGUUGCAGACUCGGUGAACUUACACAUCACCCAUUCUACUUCUAUUCGUCAUCGCUCAUUACCCAACCAAGUGCCCUUCAUCGUCUUUCAUUUGCCGUGGAUGAAGACCACUCAUGGAGACGGAGCAGACAUUGUCGCAUCGAAGAUCGACAACUUAACUAAUCCCGUUUCUGCCCUCAAUCAUCACCUCGCAGCCAACUCGAACGUUCCACCCGACGCCCCACUCUUUGCCUAUGAGACAGCAGGCAGGAGUUGGGCCUCCAUGACAAGGCCUUGGUUCCUCGCUCGUUGCAACCAGAUCUGGAAAGGAGCUGGUCUUCUGGAACUCACAGGACAUUGUUUCAGGAUCGGCGGCGCAUCGGAACUCCUCUUGAGGGGUAUCCCACCCGAUGUCGUGGUGAUGCAAGGCCGCUGGAAGUCUCGGGCCUUCCUGGAUUAUUGGCGCAAAAUCGAGUCUAUUCUUCCCCUUUUCGUUACUUCAUUGUUCACGGACACACGUAUUUCUCUGAUUCAUUCAUCAAUGGACUCUUACGCUCGUCGCUACAAAUAAUUGUUUUCCUUUCCUUUCACAGUAUGUUAUCGAUUUUGUGCAAACUCCGUAAGGGGGAGUCGGGGGCCGCAGGUCCCGACUGGGAUGUGAGCUUUGCUCGGGGUGGGUAGCGUCGUGCACCUGUUUUUCGCCCCCAUAUACCUCACUCGAGGUUUUCGGUCUGUUCUUUGUGGUCUCGUUGUCCUCGACUCUUUCAGUUGUCCAGAACAUUCAGAAAGGACUUCGCACAUUGGUUCUAGUUCCGUCGCGUCGCGUCUGACAAGUUCUUCAGAUCACGUGACCAGCGGUCAGAACAUUGCUUGCUAACGUUGAAGUCUUAGAGAAUCGGACAG